Daucus carota subsp. sativus is the source of this 1548-nucleotide messenger RNA. Its product is annotated as probable lysophospholipase BODYGUARD 4. The record is from RefSeq and is a predicted model, not a curated record. Bases 115 to 1401 code for a protein of 428 amino acids. The transcript is spliced from 4 exons. Lineage: Eukaryota; Viridiplantae; Streptophyta; Magnoliopsida; Apiales; Apiaceae.
ACCAGCUUCUUUCUCAUUGGCCUCCACGCUACACGCGUGGCUCAAUAUACAUCGCAUCUCUAUCUUCUUACAACUAACUCCCCAGUCUCUCUCACUCUCAAUCUUUGCCCCAAGAUGCCGCCACUUGUCUUUCCAAAAUGCCUGACAAAAGCUUCACAAUUUCUUCUUACCUCCCUCAAUUUUAUUACAUUCUUGUUUCUUGAUUUUCUCGACUUUAUACUCUGCAUUUACUUUUAUUACAUUGAUGGGUUCUUGGAAGGAAAAUCAAGCCCUUGUUAUUGUAGAACUGGGAGUGAAGACAAGAAGUGUGAUACUGAGGUUUCUGAGACUUUGUACAUGAGAAGAAAUGUGUUUAGGAAGCUGAGGUUUGUUCGAAAAUUUGAGAAUUUGAAGGAGAAUGGGAAUGGUGUUGUGGGGAAUAGAUGGUCUGAUUGUGGGUGUGAGUCUUGUGUGGCUUGGAUGAUGAAUGCUCAUCAGAGGCUUUUUGUUGCUGUUAGUGAAACAUCAUCUCAAGCCAGCCUAGAACAGGUCCAUGCAAAGCCUGCUGAAGAUGUACUGUUCUUGCAUGGAUUCCUCUCAUCUUCAGCAUUUUGGACAAGAUCUGUCUUUCCAGCAUUUACUGAAUCUGUAAAGGAUAACUACAGAUUAUUUGCAAUGGACCUGUUGGGAUUUGGAAGAAGCCCCAAGCCAAGGGAUUGCCUAUAUACUUUGAGGAAUCACUUGGAGAUGAUUGAAGAAUCGGUUAUCCAUCCAUUCCAGUUGAAGUCUUUCCAUUUAGUUGCACACUCCAUGGGCUGUGUACUUGCACUAGCAUUAGCUGCCAAGUACCCAGACACUGUGAAAUCAGUCACUCUAGUAGCUCCUCCCUACUUCCCAUCUUCAAGUACCGAUGCUGGCACAAUAGCGCUUAAAAGACUGGCUGGAAAGAGUUUAUGGCCACCCAUUUUAUUUGGUUCAUCUGUAAUGACCUGGUACGAGCACUUGGGCAGAUGUGUCUGUUUCUUUAUCUGCCGGAACCACAGAACAUGGGAAAAGAUUGUAAAGCUAUUUACUCGCAAAAGGGAUCUGCUUCUUACCCUUAAUACUAUAACACAACACACACAUCAUUCAGCUUGGCAUUCAAUGCACAAUGUGAUAUGUGGAGGAGCAAAAUAUAUGGAUGAAUAUUUGGAAACAGUAAGGAAAUCAGGAGUAAAAGUUAGUGUUAUUCAGGGCUCUCAGGACCAGGUAGUCCCCUUGGAAUGCAGCAAUAAUAUCAAGACUAAAGUCCCAGAUGCCGAAGUCAGAGUAAUUGCAGAUGAGGAUCAUGGUAGUGUAAUUUUAGGUAGACCGGAAGAUUUUGCUAGGGAUCUGAAACUUAUAUGGGCAUCAACAGCAGAUGCAAGAGUGCAAGGUGUAUGAUUUCAAGUAACAAAUUAAAUUCAAACUUGCUAUUAAAAAAACUUGAAAGCUAUGUUGCUGAUCUAGAAUAUGAAUACUUUGGUGAAAGUAAGUCUAACAAUGUAUUAACUCAUUUUAAUAUAUAAUAUGAAAAAUAGAUUAUAGUAA